Molecule: messenger RNA, 2488 nt
Organism: Hyaena hyaena (striped hyena)
Lineage: Eukaryota; Metazoa; Chordata; Mammalia; Carnivora; Hyaenidae
Gene: TMEM267
Product: transmembrane protein 267
Exons: 5
Coding region: 1405-2052 (215 amino acids)
Source: RefSeq, a predicted model, not a curated record
ACUGUGGUUAUGUUUUUUAAUUAGCCUUUAAACUAUGUGAGUAAAUUGAGUAUCGUUUUCCUCAGUUGAAUCUUUUCCACUGGCUAAGGACCAAGUAUGGCAAGCAAUAAAAAGUUCUAUCAUGAAGAAACCGAGUCACACUUUAGAGUUCUGCGAGAGGCCUCGGAGUUUGCUUGAGAUGGAAGAUCUCACUUUUUACUACAGAAUUCUCUUACAACUGAUUAAUCUCACUACUGCCCUUGCUUUCCAUCUGACGCUUGUUUUGAUAAACCGUAGGUAGGAAGAAGAAAGUAGUGCCCCUCUUUAAGCCGAUUCUUUUGUGCCAGUGCUUCCUAGAGCCAAUGCCAAGCUAGACAUCUCCUUGGUGCUCAUUGGGCAAAAGACAGGGUGGAACCUGGCCACAGUCCCAUUAAAAAGCUGCAUCUUGUGAGUUUGGUUAAUUAGUGAAAAGCUACAUUUCAUGUAGUUUUUUCAACUCCUCUGCGUUUAGUAGUCAUGAUUAAACCAGCCCUGCCACUGCUGCUACAAUAAAGUGUAGCACCCACUGUCCGCCCACAAAGUGGCAAAGUAUAAUUAUCAAGAAUUCCCCAAGGGGGCGUUGGAGCGCUGUGGAGGAGCGGCCGACCUGCAAAGUCGCGUGGUGCCUCCGUCUCGUGGAAAAACUCUCCGGCGCCCAACUUGUAUAGGAAGUAGAGGAAGCCGAACAUUUCUCUUCCCCUUCGCGACCCAAGACGGCCUCUGGCUCCAAGCUCAAGCGUCUGGACAUACGGCCUGUCCCUCCGACAUUCGAUGAGGCCCCUUCUGCGUUCUCAGCUUCCUGGCCCCCAGGAAGACUGCAUUAUGGGUAUAUCGGCUAAGUCUGGGGCACGGCGCCGGCAACGCCAAGAAUGAGUGCUCAGGUUUGACAGAGGAAACCAACAAGGCACUUUGCACUUAUCCCUCCACUCUCCCAAAGAUCUCCUUAUGGGGCAGACGGCGAGGAACCCACCACCUCCACCAAAGACUCCCGAGCUAUCGGUUCCGGUCCGUUAUGAAUGGGGCCAGUAUCCCGGCGUCCUCUCGGCGGACGUUUGGGGGCUGCGGCCUCUCUGGCCGGCGUCCGGCAUCUCUAUGGUGCCGGCCUAGGGGCGGGGAGAGGGGCGGGGCCGCCGUUUGCGCUGCGGACUUCAACCUGCAGAGCCGAGGUUGGAUUGUUUCCAGUUUGGAGCUAAUGUAGAUAAAGCUGCUCUGAACAUUCAUACAAGUCUGUGUGGAUACAUGCUUGCAUCUCUCUCAGCAGCAGUGUGUGAGAGUUCUCGUUGCUCCUCAGCUUUUCAACAUUGGGGAUGGGUGACUGGGAAUGUAAACAAGAAUAAGCUGUUCGUGUCCUGAUGGCUUUUGGUGUAUGCUGACGUAUUGUUUGUGAUGGCCUCAGAGGCUGAGAAGACCCAUGCUUUACUCCAGUCUUGUAGCACCGAGUCUCUUUUUUCCAGCCUCGGUCUGGGAGUAUUUUGCCUAGUAGCCGACAGACUUCUUCAGUUUUCAGUAAUUCAGCAAAGUGACUGGCUUCGAGCCCUCUCAGAUAAUGCAGUACAUUGUGUGAUUGGCAUGUGGUUGUGGGCAAUUGUCAUUGGAGUCAAGAAGACAACUGACUUUGGGGAAAUCAUUUUAGCCGGAUUUUUAGCCUCUGUUAUUGAUGUAGACCAUUUUUUUCUAGCUGGAUCUUUAUCUUUGAAGGCUGCUUUGACUCUUCCCCGAAGACCUUUCCUUCACUGUUCUACUGUGAUACCUGUCGCAGCUCUGACCUUGAAGUUUACUAUGCACCUUUUCAAACUCAAAGACUCAUGGUGCUUUCUUCCCUGGAUGUUAUUUAUAUCCUGGACCUCACAUCAUAUCCGAGAUGGAAUUCGUCAUGGCUUGUGGAUAUGUCCAUUUGGAAAAACUUCUCCUUUGCCAUUCUGGCUCUAUGUCAUAAUCACAUCGUCUUUACCUCAUAUCUGUUCAUUCGUUAUGUAUUUAACAGGGACCAGACAAAUGAUGUCUGCAAAACAUGGAAUUCAGAUUGACGUCUGAAGUAACUGUAUGCCCCACUGAGAGAAGGAAAUGGUUCAGACAAUGAUAAUUAAGGGUAGCUGACAUUAUAAAUUAAAAAAUAUAUAUUUGUUGUAAUUCCUGAAUCCUCUUGCUCAGGAGGCAUGUACCUUUUUUUUUUUAAAUAUACAUUUGUUGUAAUUUUACUUCUUUCUUCUCUAAUACUCUCGUAUGAUAUUAGAGUUUCAUUUAUCCCAUGAUACAUUUUUAUUGUUUCUUCUGUUCAUCUCGCUUUACCAGUAGCUCUAGUAGAUUAACAUCCAGUUACGUUUUCUGGAGGUAUACGUUUACGGCAGUCCACUUCAGGAUGAAAAACAGACCAAAUUGUAGGGGGCCUAAUUUGUCAGCAUUCAUGUCCACAUUUCCCUGAGAUGUUGAAACAGUGAAAGAGCCAGAAUAAACGAGAUCCUGAAUAAGA